CCUCUUGAUGCGCAUAUUCAUCGACAAAACACAAUUCUUAUUCACAAACACGAACGUAUUGUCGUGUAGUGUGCGCAUCGCGUAAUUAUUUAUCAGCUGUCAAUUUGUACUGUUUUUAACAGUCACAGAGCAUAUACAGUACUGAGUCAGUACAUGUAUUUGUUUAUCACGGGUAUCCGGCCAGUACAAGUGCGACGCUUAUACAAGACGGUUUAUCAGUGUCUGUGAAAUGAGUGAAUCGAAUAAUUUGAAUUCGGUCGAAGAAGUUUUGCAACCAAAGAGAGAGACUUUGAGAAGUGUUACAGAAGAUGUUUCAGAAGAAAAAGUGGAUAGAAAUAGCUGGGGUUAUGUGGUCGGGUUUGGAACGAUUAUAACGUUUAUUGCUGGUAUUGGGCAUGUGAAUUCUUUUGGAUUGAUUUAUAAUGAUUUCAUUAAUGAGACGCAAUCGACUGCCAAGUCUUUAACUUCUGCGCAUGGAGUUUUUUCAAUAAUGCUGGCUAUUGGAGGUUCCUUCAGCACCAUGUUCAUAACGAACGCUAACCAACUGCCAAUCACAUUUGGCGUCUUCCAAGGGAUCGGUUUCGGCAUAAUGGUCCCAGUAUGCUACUCAACUUUGAACUACUAUUUUGUAAGGAAAAGAACUACAGUAAUGAGUAUCUGCAAGGCUAUACAAGGAGUGUUACUGAUGUGGUACCCGCAGCUCAUAAAGACGAUCAUGUCAGUAUAUGGGUUCAGAGAAACCUUGUUCUUAUUGGCUGGAAUGUCGCUCCACACUUUUCCAGGAAUGCUAUCAAUGAUCACUGACAAGAAGAAACCAAGAAACAUAAGAACAGCAAAUGAUUUAGAAAGUAGGAAACAAUGUGAGAAUGAAGAUCUGUUGCUUUCGAAAGACAAUGAAUUGAAAGAAGAUCAUAAUAAAAGUGUAAUGCUUCUCGAGAAAAUUAGACAGAAGGUCGUGGAAAUAUUAAACUUCAAUAUAUUGAAGGAUGCCGUCUACUGCAAUAUCUGUCUAGGACAAAGUUUCGUCAACUUUUCCGAUCUCACUUUCUUCAUACUACAACCGAUGCUGCUGUUUCAAUACGGAUAUGAUAGGACACAAGUAGCAAUGUGCAUCUCCAUCUGUGCUGCAGCAGACGUCGGAGGAAGGUUCGCCCUAGCCAUUAUCAGCAGCAUCUUCAACAUCAACACCAGAAUACUGUUCUACUUAGCAACACUCCUCACCUUCCUAAUCAGAUUACUCAUGUUACAAAUCACCCAAUUCGUCUGGAUGGCGACAGUCACUGGUGCCUUAGGAGUUCUUAGGGCCUGGCUACAUGUAGCCAGUCCAUUGCUCGUUUCCAAUCAUGUAUCUCAUGAAGACUUUCCUGGAGCAUACGCAAUGUACAUGCUUGCUGCUGGCACUGUUAAUGUUACUUUUUCUCCAGUAAUAGGAUUAUUGAAAGAUGUAUACCAAGACUACGUACCAGCAUUUUACGCUUUGACUUUGUGUUGUAUUCCUUGCCUUUUAUUCUGGCCUAUUGAGUAUGUUAUUAGAACAAAGUAA
This is a messenger RNA of Spodoptera littoralis (African cotton leafworm), 1543 nucleotides long. The record is from the annotation of a GenBank genome assembly. Lineage: Eukaryota; Metazoa; Arthropoda; Insecta; Lepidoptera; Noctuidae.